GCCAAAGCGACCACUGAGGCCGGCUGGGUACCUGGUACCACGCGCGGAAACUGGCGCUCUGCUAGCAAGUGUCGCAGUGCCAUUGGCCGUCGCCCCCCAAUCGCCCCCGGCUGCAAUGGAUGGAGGAACGACAAAGCUCGACUGGGACACCACCUCUUCACCAAACCUCCAAAAAAAUCCCACCACUGGCCAACCUUGGCAGCCUCCCUAGCCGCCCGCCUACGGCACAAUCCCUCUGCCUCCGCAACCUCGCCCGAGCGGCCCCCAGUCGGCCACCCAGCAGCGUUGGAGCAGCCCACGAUCUCCCUAGGAAACCGCGAGCAGAUUCGUGUGUUGACCCGCUCCCGCGCUCCUCAAACGAGGGCAGUUAGUCCUCGAGCCAGCCUUCUCGCAAGUUCAAGCACGCCGGGCAGCCGACCAGCUCCUAACGUGGCACACGACGGCCAAGCUCAUCCCGGCCCAGACCCAAGUCGAAGCCGCACUCGGCGGUCCUGAUCCGGCUCGACGGGGCGUGGCGAGCCAGAAGCGGCAGGGCUCCAGCUCGGUGGUGGCAGUUGGAGGUUGAGGAAUAGGCACUGGCUGCCGCUGCUGCCCUUGUGUCCCAUCGCCGUUCGGCCCCCGGCGCGGGCUAGGAGCCGGCCAUGAGCUUCGAACGCGGGACCGCGUAUGCCGAGUCGGACGCGGAUGAUGAAUACGAAAGAGACAUACACGACAGUUCGCCCAUCGACGCCACCGACGCCGAGGGGUCGCCUACUGAGUCCAACCCUCCAUCAAACGAACACACACCGACCACGUAUGGCUAUCGUAGCAGCGCUGAUCGACUGCCGGAGACCAUCAUCUCAGAAUGGACUGCCGAUGAGUGCGCCGACUUCAUCGCCACCAUCGGCCUGGAGCAGUACUCAGCCCGGUUUGUUGAAAACGAGAUAGUGGGCGAAGCGCUGGUCGCGUUGCAGCAUGAUGACCUCAAGUCCAUGGGCAUCAACAGCGUCGGCCAUCGUCUCACCAUACUCAAAAGCGUUUACGACGUUAAGAAGGCCCAGGAUGUGCCGACAGAGAGCGACCACUACGUGCCAUUGUCCGCGGAAAACGAAUCGCAGUACGCUACCGCCAAAGAGGAUAUCAAGCAUAUUGUGGAGCAGUUGAGGCUGCGCGACGAGCGGAUGAACCAUUUUGAACAGGACCUGCGCCGACUGGCCGAGGACUUUCGAAGGUUGCGGGAGGACAUGCUCCCAGCGCUGCGGCUAGCCAAGGAUGCACAGCAGCCGUUGCCUCAUCUCAGCGGCGCCAGCCAGCCCUACAGCUACGAUGCUACGAUUUCGCCACCGGCGCCAACGCCUUUGUCGGCUAGCCAGUCUAGCGGCGGGCUCAAGCGGCAGUGGUCCACCAAGAAGAUCAUGCUCGGCACGACGCCAAAGGCCACGUCGCCGACGCACCUGCAGACGGCCCACGACAGGUCCAUCGUGGAGCAGACAUUGAGUCCGGCGAGCGCGGCCGAGAGGGCUGUCAUGUCAUCGAGCCAUCUUUCCAUCAACGGAAUCGGGCAGCAGGCCCCGUCCCCGUCGUAUCCGUCGCCCAACAUUCCGUCUCCAACGUCGCCGCCAACGACGCUCGGCGGAACCACGUUGGCAUCGAGGUCGUAUCGCUCCGACCAGCCGACCCCGUCCAGUCGGUCGACGUUCAACGAGAACGACUACGGGUACGGCGGGCGCGAAAAGCCGGUGGCGCCCCGGAGGAUGCAGACGCCGGCCCCCGACACACCAAGCUCGGCCAGCAACUCGGUCGAAAUAUUCAAAUCCUUCAGGGUCAGCAUGGACGACCCGUGCUACAAGGUCCUGCCGGCGGCGCUUAAGAAGUAUCAGAUCAACGCGCCGGCUGACCAGUACGCGCUGUACAUUGUGUACGGGGACCAGGAGCGGUGCCUCGGUCUGGACGAGAAGCCUCUUAUUCUCUUCAAGCAGCUGGACAAGGAGGGUAAGAAGCCCAUGUUCAUGCUCAGGAAGACAAACACAUCGCAGGCAGACCUGGCAGGCGAGGUUCCGGGGAGCGCAGGCUUGGGGGGUUCGGCACGUGGGGCCGCUACCGGGUAUGAUCCGCCGGGCGGGAUCAUAUGAGGGAGAGGAGAGUUAUGGCCUCUGGGUAUCCAGCUGACCUGCUUGGCGGGCCAGAGCCCUUGUCAUUGGGAUGUGUCUCUUUGGUGGCGGUGGGAUCUCCGCCUAUCCAUUCAGUUAGGCCAAGGGCAUGGAAGCCAACGUUGCGCCUCGGAGAUUUGUGUGUCUUUAUUUUUAUUUCCACCAUCUGUCUGCUUUUAUGCUGAGUUUUCGGUCUUGUCUCUUCGCUAGUUAUCCUUCCUCACCUGCUUUCUCUUGUUGUCAAUUGCUUGAUUAAUGUUUUAUUUUGCAUCCCGCUGCCCGUUCGCCUGUCUUCUGCCUAUUUCGUCGUUCGCUCUUACUUGGGGUAUCUUGCCUGCCCGAUCUCGUUCCGUCUAUAUCAGGCACCUCCACUCAUGAUCACGGACAUGUGUGUUCAUGCCUAUGCCGUUGCACACAUUGCACUCGCUCACCACCACGCCCAACUCUCCUUCAUUCCCUCCCGCCUCCAUCUCCUGGUCUCUGCGUCUUUAUCUCCAUCGCUUCACUCCACGUCUCCUGGAUACAACCUUGUUACGACACGUAUGUGCAGAUGCCUGCCGGUCCGUCUUGCCAUUGUAGGUAUAGUGGCACGCAAAUCGCUGAGAAUCAGCUGGACGUGUGCGCGGGCGCAACCAUGUAUGCAUGCGCUGCUCCAGGUGCGCACGCAGCCUGUGUUUUAUACAAUGUCUUGCAUCGUUGUAGUUUGUUGACUUGUAUUUUCUCACAUGGAUUACUGGGCCUCCCGCGGCGAGUGGGGAAAGAAAAGGGUGGGAUAAAAAGAAAAUGGGCUAAAAAUAAGAUACCGAAGGAAAAGAAGGAAAUAGUAUGGGAAAAAAGGAUGCCAAAGGUUGCUUUUUUUCUUUCGACACGAUUUUGCUGGUCCGAGGUGGCCAACGACAACACACCUAAACGCCGAGCACGUAUGGGCACACGCGUUUCCAGAUCGAGGUUUUGUGGAUGUCUUAUUUUCCCCACCAAGCAUUUGCGUGAUAUCGAAGAAGGGGUUUGGGACAUCGUAAUGCGGUGAUUAUAUUGAGUAAACUCUCUGAUUAUACGUUGUGAUGAGGGCGACUACGCUGAAACAAGGUACCUGAGUUGGCAUUGAUGUCAGGUUAUUCGUGCGUCCAGCGACUCACUGCACUCCUACCUUG
Molecule: messenger RNA, 3280 nt
Organism: Gaeumannomyces tritici R3-111a-1
Lineage: Eukaryota; Fungi; Ascomycota; Sordariomycetes; Magnaporthales; Magnaporthaceae
Product: protein kinase regulator Ste50
Exons: 3
Coding region: 642-2111 (489 amino acids)
Biological process (GO): signal transduction
Molecular function (GO): protein binding
Source: RefSeq, a predicted model, not a curated record